GCGGCCCGCGGCGCCCUGGCGCCCGGCCGCCGCCCGCCGCUGGGCCGCGGCGUCCGCGCCGCCGCGCCGGGUGUCGGUCAUCCAUCGGGCCAGCGGCAACUGGGGCAGCGUUGCGGCCAGGAUCGCCGCCCAGAAUGCGGCCAGGCACCCCGAGUUCCACGACGAGGUGCGCAUGUGGGUCUACGAGGAGCAGGUGGGUGGGGAGAAGCUGAGCAGCAUCAUAAACGCCCGGAACGAGAACGUGAAGUACCUUCCUGGCGUCAAGCUGGGUGAGAACCUGCGGGCGGAGCCGGACCUGGCGAGAGCGGUGGAGGGGUCUGGCAUGCUGAUUUUUGUGACUCCUCACCAGUUCAUCAAGGGCCUGUGCCCGACGAUCAAGCCCGCGCUUCCGUCGGGGGCCAGCGCCAUCUCGCUGAUCAAGGGCAUGGACGUGACCCCGGAUGGCUUCGAGCUGAUCAGCGCCCUGGUGCAUCGCGAGCUGGGCGUGGAGUGUUCCGUGCUCAUGGGCGCCAACAUCGCCAACGAGAUCGCCCUCGAACGCUUUAGCGAGGCUACCGUGGGGCACGCCGAGGGUCAAGAGGCCUCGGGGCAGCUAUGGAGAAAGCUUUUCCACACCGACUACUUCCAUGUGACUGCCGUCCCCGACGUGGUCGGGUGCGAGCUGUGUGGCACACUUAAGAACAUCGUCGCGAUCGGGGCGGGCAUGGUGGACGGCCUGGAGCUGGGCAACAACACGAAGGCGGCCAUCAUGAGAGUGGGCCUGGUGGAGAUGCGCACCCUGGCGCAGGAGUGCUUCCCCUCCGUCAGGACGGACACCUUCUUCGAGAGCGCGGGGGUCGCGGACCUCAUCACCACGUGCUUCGGGGGCCGCAACAGGAAGUGCGCCGAGGCGUACGUCAAGCAUAUCCGCUCUGGCUCACCGAAGGGGUGGGAGGAGAUAGAGGCCGAGCUGCUGGGCGGGCAGAAGCUGCAGGGCGUGCUGACCUCGCACGAGGUCCAAGCCGUGCUCCGGAGGCGCGGUCUGGAGGCCAGGUUCCCCCUCUACACCACCAUCAACAGAAUCUGCACUGGGGACCUCCCCCCUGAGGCGAUCGUGAGGUUUCAGGCCCUCUGCGGAGCGUGAGACCUGCCUCCCUCCCUCCCUCGCUCCUCUGGAGGGGCACCCCCCGCCGAGCUCGCAGUCUCGUUGAGAUGGGAUGCAAUAUUGGCGCGAAUGUGUCGCAGCAUCGGCCCCAUGUUUCUGGGCAGUUUCAAGUUUGGAGCGCUGGACGCAUUUUCUCAACUGUUUGGGGUAGGGUAGAUCGGCUCCUGCUCUACCCUUCCCUCCCUUCCCCUCUCUGUCCCCGUCCCCGUCCCUGUUCCCCUCCCCGUCCCCGUCCCCCUCACUCGCCCGCUCCCCUCUCCGCCCUUGCUUGCCCUUCUCUCCCCC
Molecule: messenger RNA, 1429 nt
Organism: Prorocentrum cordatum
Lineage: Eukaryota; Dinophyceae; Prorocentrales; Prorocentraceae
Source: the annotation of a GenBank genome assembly